This is a messenger RNA of Microthlaspi erraticum, 1146 nucleotides long. The record is from the annotation of a GenBank genome assembly. Lineage: Eukaryota; Viridiplantae; Streptophyta; Magnoliopsida; Brassicales; Brassicaceae.
AUGCGUUAUUUCGCCGGCGCGUCCGUACUCGAUUUCUCUCCGUCUUUACUGUUUCACUGCCGUGAGCUCGGAGCACUUGGCCGGAGAUUGGUUAUGACUUCCGUUAAUUCUCAUUCUCGGUCUAGAGAAUCCGGCGGUUCUGAUGACGGAAUCAUCACCGUAGAGGAGUGGCGGAGAUGGGGCCCUGUGUCUCCAUUUCCAUCGGCGGUCAAACAGAUUGUGGAUGAUUUGAAGGUUCUGGAGUGUAAAUUGAAUUCGCCGAUAGAGUUCGGUGGAAAUGGUGGCAAGUUACAGGGACCGUUUGGUGCUUUUGAAGAUAAGAAACAUAGGGCUACAUAUGAAGCAUUAGAUGACCCAGAGAAAAAGUUCAGGUUUUUCUCUGCUCGACAAGUUGCUUGCAGGCUGCUGGGGAGCAGGGGUUAUUUAUGCCAGAAGUGUUGGCUUGCUAUGGAGGACUGCAUGUGUGCAGACGUCAAGCCAUUUGGUUUAUGGAAAAAGAUACGUUUUUGGCUGUAUAUGCAUCCUAGGGAUUUCUUACGCCAGAACAACACAGGGAAGUUAUUGUGGCAGAUAUUUGGCGUCCAAUCUGCUACUCUCUGCAUCUUUGGAAUAGCUGAAGACGAAGAGAUGAUGUGGAACGAGUUUAAGCGAGCAGGAAGAAGCCAAGUCUGUUGCCUCUAUCCCAACCAGAACUCGGAACUCACCUUGUCGGUUGAAAAAGCUUUUGGCAAUUCAACUUCAGAGAAUCCUGGAUCUAACAUGGCAGAUGAGGAUAAAACUUUGCAUUUCAUUUUGCUUGAUGGGACCUGGAACAAUUCAGCUGCAAUGCUCAAGCGUCUAAAGGAUCAUGCAAAGUUAGUAUGGGGAGAUGAAGAACUUCCUUGCAUAUCUCUUGCAACAGGUGCAUCAGCAAUGCAUAAACUCCGGCCACAACCCUCAUGGGACCGGACUUGCACCGCUGCAGCAGCAAUUGGACUCCUAUCUGAGCUGAGCCUUCUCCCACAGCUAAGCAGCUACGGGUUAGACAAACAAGCUGAUGCACUCGAGGAAGCUUUGGUCAUACUGCUGGACUCGCUAACAGGACGACGCUUGAGAAUGGGCAGGUCUAUAACUCGUAAAGUGAGAAACACCAUCAGCAUUUGCUAA